Messenger RNA from Caenorhabditis auriculariae, 3669 nucleotides. NCBI's taxonomy places the organism in Eukaryota, Metazoa, Nematoda, Chromadorea, Rhabditida, Rhabditidae. The record is from the annotation of a GenBank genome assembly.
AUGAGAGUAAUUGAAAGUUUGAAAUGAACUUUGGGCUUCAUUUUUUUAUCACAUUCAGAAAUUACUUCGAGCGGGCGACCACCAAAUUACAUACGAUCGAAUUCAGAGCCUUCGCGCACUUUGGGCAGCUCUCCCACGCGUACGGAUUACGGUAUAUGCCGUCGUGGGGCGUGAAAAGGUGUGCGGGUACACUAGCGCUCCCCAGUGGUUCACUACGAUUUUGGGACUCAAAUUCUUUUUUUAAUUCUUUUUUUAAAUUAAAUAAUAAGUUUUUCUUUUUUUGUUGUUUACGCCGCGUUCAUAGUAAAUUUGGAGAUCUCAAAAUGAUCUCCAAAAUUUUCUUUAUAUUUAUCACUCUCUGCCGACCGUUUCGAGUUCGCCGAAAUUAAUUCAAGAAGCAAUAAUUUAAAAAAAUUUCUCAGCUUUCUCUAUUUCUUUUGGUGUGGAUGCUAAAUAAAAGAUGUGCCUUCACUUUCAACGAAACUUCUUCGAAUUAAAAUUCAUUUUUCGUAAAUUCCGUUUUCAAAGUAAUUCGCGAAAAAUGAUCUCUGACUCUCCAAAAUUUAGUUAUAUUUUUCUUUCUCUGACUGCUAUUUUGCAUUUCGCGAAAUUACUUUGAACACGGCAUAAAUAUGGUCUGUUCAGAUUUUUAAUUUCAAGCAGCUAACUCCACCCCCAAGGCUACAAUAUCUUUCGCGUCAAUUUUUUAUCACACAGAUGACGACGGCCCUUUAAUAAGGCUGCAUUUUUUACUUCUUUUCUAUAUUUUAGAUCAAAAAAGAUCAAAAUUAGUCUCGCGCGAUAAAACAUCGACGCGAAAAGGUACCGUCUCAGCAGGGGCGGAGUUAGCUGGUUGGCAUUCAAAAUCUGAACAGACUACAAAAGCUCUUUUUAAGGAUCGUAAAGCAUCUUUCCAUCGAAUCACUGCUUUUUUUUUUGUCUACGGCUUCGAAACAUACAUGGAAUGAGCAUGACUGGCGACAACACUAAGAAUAACUGCUGAGAUGAACGCGAGACGCUGGCGGUACAUUGACGAACCCCCCAAACAUCUCGCUUUUUUUCUAGCAUUUUUCUGGGCGCGAGCUCGCAUUUAUCUCGCAAUUUGAAAAUUUUCUGAAAUGCAAGAUAAAUGCGAGGUCGCGCCGACAAAAAUGCGAGAUCGCGCCUAGAAAAAGCGACGGUGGUAUGAAAAAAAGACCAGCGAAAAUUCAAAUGGCGACUUUUCCGAUUUUUUCAUAUUGCUAGGGAACUUUCCGACGGCCACCUUUCCGACGAAUCCCUUUCCGACUUUUUUUUCCCGAUAAAAUAUUCGUUUUAAAUUUCCUAUAUAAAGUAGGUAGUUGGUUCAUGAUUAAAAACACAAAAAAAUAGGGAAAAAGUAAAUAGAUGUCUUAUAAACCGAAAAAUAUAAGGGAAAAAAGUCGAAAAAAAUUUCGUCGGAAAGUUCCCUAGCGAUAUGAAAAAAUCGGAAAAGUCGCCGUUUCAAUUUUCGCUGGUCUUUUUUUCAUACCACCAAAGCGACAUGUUUGCGAGUUCUUCAAUGUACCGCCACCGACCUCGCGUUUAUCUCGUCAGUUAUUCUUAAUUCAAGUCCUCGAUAUACUCCGUUAAGAUUUUGAAUUUCAAGUAGAAUGACGUCUCGAAGAAAGUUUAAUAGUAAAUCAGUUUUUAUCAAAACAAUUAUUAAAAGAAUAUAUCUAAUCCCGAAAAGAAUAUAUCUAAUCCCCAAGAAUGAAAGCUCUCUGAGGAUGACUCGCUCUCUGAUUGGUUUAUCGCGCCAUUAGUGGGCGGAGCUUGAGCGAGGACUUGACAUUUAAAAUCUGAACAGACUAUACUUCGAGGCUGGCGCGUACUAAGCCUUUCUGAAGUCUAUUCACCCACUAGUUGACGUUGAAGGGGCAAACUAGACUAAUUCGAUGGCGCUGAAUCCAAAAAUGGAAAGCGUUUUUUUUAACCGAUCAAGUUUAACUAAGAAAAAAAAAACCGCUUGAGCGUACGCCCAGAAAAUUUUUUUUUUACGAUUUUUGCCACCCCCCCGCCCCCUUUCCACUUUUUUCUCAUUUUAUUGUCAAGUCCCCUCCCCUUUUUCAGGUCCGACAGAGACUAUCCCAUGUAUGCUUCAAAAGAUGAAGAAUUUUUCAUGUUUAGAGUGGUGAAUAUUGGAAUAUUGUGGUUUUUGUUAUCCAUGGAGAAAAAAAAAGCAAAACGGAAGUGUAAAGUACUCUGAUUUUUCUUCUUUUUUUUUAGAAUAGGUCAACAGACAAACAGCCAUUUUCAACGCUUUUUCAGCGCAUGCCCGCCUACUUGUUCAAAGCUUCCAGUUGCGCAGGCUAGGCGACUUGGUCCGGGCUUAAUUUUGUGAGAUGAGCAAAAGUUCUUGUCAUUAAUGUCAACAGCGCGGUUUAAUCCAGGCGGUAAGCUUGCGCCGGAAAAUUUUCAACAGGGCUGAACUGGCGCACUUGACUUCUGUAAUUUCAUACUUCAAAACAAUUGUUUUUAAACGGGCUGUAAGCUUGCUCUCUCAGAAUGAUAGAAAUUUUUAAUUAAUUUCUCUCUUGCUAUUUGUCAAUUUUUUUUUUCCAUUUUCAGUGAAGUUUACGAGUUGAAUUUUUUCUUUCCGUGUUCGAGACAUAACAGAAGCUGUGUCAGCUUGAUAUCUUGUAUCUUUUAUUCCAUGUUCAGAAUGAUAUCCGCAAUAUUAUUAAGUUAUCUCUGAUUAUCCAAAAUCUAGUAUUUUUUACACCCGGAUGGUUUUUUUUUUAAACUGUUAAAACUGUUAAUUGCAUCUUUAAUGUAAGAAUACAUGUGCAAUCGACUUUCAUUGGUUUUAACUGUGUUUAAACGGCGGCAGGAGCUGUGGCUUAGGCAGAGAAGUUGUGAAUUUCGCUCGUAGGACAUCAGGUGCGGACGUUAGAAAUGAGUUAUGCCAGCUGAGCUAUGCCGCCCCUUUUAAAACUAUUUCUACGUAAUUUUGUCGUUUUCCUCAUUGUUUGUUCUAUAUUCAAAGUAUUCCGCGUUAUCCAAAAAAUCCGCCAGAGAAAACAAAGACAACUGACAAGAUUUGGAAUCAGAAAAUUUAGCAUUUCGCGCGAUUUACUUUGAACAAGCCAUUCGAUCGAGAGCUAAAGUUCUCUUCUAAUCUUUUUGAUUGAUAAUUUAUCUGAUUCAUAAUUUUAUCUUUUAGCUUGGUAUCCGCUAAUAAUGGCGGUCGGAAAGAAUAACAACAAAAUGGGCAAAAAGGGAGGCAAGAAGAAGGCAGUAGACCCUUUCUCGCGAAAAAGAGUGGUAUGACAUCAAGGCUCCUAAGAUGUUCUCGACGCGUCAGGUACUUUUUUUCUUUCAUUCAUUUAAUGAAUUUAUUUGCUUAGUUUGAUUCUAUCCAGAUUUUUUUGAGAUGAAAUUUGAAUUAAAAAAAGUAAUCGUUUUCAGGUCGGCAAAACUUUGAUCAACAGGACUCAAGGAACCAAGAUUGCUUCGGAAGGCCUGAAAGGGCGUGUUUUCGAAGUCUCCCUUGGAGACUUGAACGACAUUGAAGCUGAUUUCCGCAAGUUCAAGCUUGUGUGCGAAGACGUCCAAGGAAAAAAUGUUCUUACGAACUUCCACGCUAUGUCGAUGACACACGACAAGCUGUGCUCUAUCGUCAAAAAAUGGCAUGUACGUAUCAUUUAA